Procambarus clarkii (red swamp crayfish) is the source of this 4252-nucleotide messenger RNA. RefSeq lists its product as uncharacterized. The record is from RefSeq and is a predicted model, not a curated record. NCBI's taxonomy places the organism in Eukaryota, Metazoa, Arthropoda, Malacostraca, Decapoda, Cambaridae.
GGGUAAACAGGUCCUUGAACUUGUGGUCAUCAGUGUGGCUACAACCUCGAGGGGAGGUGUACGUGCCGUUUUCGGCUCCUACAAUACCGUUACUUUAUAGUAUUGAGCCGUACAGUGAAGUGAAAGAUGACAUGGAAAGCGGCAGCAGGCAGUGUAGCGAUGCUGACGCUGUGGGUGACAAAUGUGGUGGUGGAUUACACUGCUGUGUUGAACAUAAUCCUCACCGAUAUCGUCCUGGGAAGUGUUCUACUGCUGUGGCAGCUGAUCUUCCAUCUCGUCACUUGUGGCUGGCUCCUCAGAAUAUUGUCAAACAAAUUUAACAAGUGUGGCCUGACUGUGCUGUUUCUGAUGAUGCAGAUACCAUUCUUUCUGUUGUGUCGUGGAGCGUGGUAUGGCCUGGGUGCAUGCUUGGGCCACACCCAGACAGAAAAGUCACGCAAGGCUCUCCAAGCAAAAUUUGCCUGUGUUUGUGAAAUAUGGAACUCCUUUGAGAAACUUCCAGUUGAAGGGCCAGAACACCGUGAGGAGAGUUGUGUUCAUUCCCAGUCUAGGGGGAUGCCUGUGGAGUCACAUGUAGCCCUAGACACCAAUGGAACUGCUAACAUCACUUUUGAAGAUCAAUACGAAACUGAAGUCCCACUGAAAAUGGUGGCAACCAAGUUCAUUCAAAACACAAAUCAAAUUCAACUCAGUCCGGGUGCUCCCGAAGAGGUCUAUGGUGGUGAACGGAGCGUGUAUAAAUACGUAACAAGAAGAUUACGGGAGCUCUAUGCAGAUAAGACAUCAGUUUCCUAUCAUAUAGUAACAGAUUCCACAAACACAAAAAUAAUUCAUGCUUCAUGUACAGAUAAACGCAUUUGUAGCUUGCCUGAGCGUGUCCUCAGUGAGAACCCUCGUAUUAUUUGCAACGAUACCCACUAUCUUUUGAAUCUUCAUAGGUAUAAUGGUUAUGAAGUAUAUCCAAUUACAAAACGAUCGCUAGGAGAAGUCACCAGCUUCAUUAACAGAGACCUAACAAAGUUGAUCUGGCUUCCCACAUGGCCCCUGACAGUGAUCAAGUUCAUCAUCAUAAUGGAUUUGUGGCAAAGACAAGUGUGGUUAGUGCCCUCCAUGGCAUACGUUAGCGCAGUGCUUGGAGUCCUGACAUGGCUGGUGACGCAGAGGUCUCUCUAUCAAACAAACCAUGACGUCCUGCUCCUCAGUGGUCUCAGGCUCUUCUUAUAUGUGGUGAGGACCAUACUUUUGUGUGGUUCAGGCGUACUCAUGGGCCUUUACCUCAUCAUCUUUCCUUACGUCUUAGCCAAGGCUGCAGGGUUCAUCAGUUUUGUUGUUUACCUUGCCUUCAUGAAAGUAAACAGGAAUGUGGAACUCUUUGUGGAUGUUGUGGAGAGGUAUACAUUUUACCCUGCACAUAACCUUGUUGUGCAGGUGGGCGAGAGCUUUGUGUACUGCCUUUGGGCCAUAAUUGUAUAUUGUACUUCUACCUCGGGUAAGCAUGUUUCAUAUAGUCUUAUUUUGCUACUAAUAACCUUCAUUGGUCAUGUGAUUGGUUUGGUCUGGCUCUGGUUCAUUAGAUCACGAUAUAGACAGCCACUCCGUGACCCUGCCCAGGUGCUUGCCUUGAUAAAGCAAAUGGAAUAUGCUAGGACAUAGAACUAAAUUUUGUUCUUUUGAGAUCCCCAUUUAUUGUUGUAUUCUCUGCUUAAAGUUCAUUAAUUUGUUAAAAUAUUUUUAAUGUUUAGCCAUGACUAGUGUCAAAGAACACCUCAUUGGUUCCUAUAUAUAUAUAUUCUCCAUUCUCGUCUCAUGAUCUGUCUGUAUUUGCAUAAUUUGUAAUAGUUUGCGUUUUUAAUGUUAUUUUGUUAAAUUAUAUUUUUGUAAUACAAUUUGCCUAAGAGUAUUAAACUUUUGUAAAUUAUAUAUAUGCUUUAUUGUAUAGGUGCUUUAAUUCUCUGAUGAUUCCUUAACCAGGAAUAAUGAUAUUUGAUCUAAUGUAUGUGUGAACAAUUUUAAAUUUAAUGCUUUAAUGAAUGUGUGACACUUGUGUGUUUUCUAGACUUGGGAUAAUUAGUGAAUCAUAAAUACUUGCAUUUUCUCCCAACUAAUUUUAAUUAUAUUUUUAAAAUUUAUAAUUUGUCAAUACUGUACUAAUGCUUGUAUGUGAACGUUCCAUUGAUAAUAAAUAUACUAUUGUAUGAAGUGGGAUUGUCAGACUAUGGAAGGAAAUUGUUGUACAGUAUAUAAAAUAACAAAAUAUAAUUAAGAUAAUCCUUUGGUGUUAGCCUAUAUUUCAUAUGUAACAGUUAGAAAAGAAAAAUGGAAUAUAUUGGAAAUACAUUUUAGUGCAAAGGUGGUGAACAAAGUACUGUGAGUGAAAAUUUGGAAUAGGGAAGUUGGAACAGGAAACAUGGAGUGUAUUAGGAGCAUAAUAGGUUCAUGUACAGUACUAUACUGUAGAUGAGAGCGGGCAAUGAGUGCAUAAUCCACUACCAUAUAAUUUUCUCUUGUCAAUUUCUUAGUACUGUAGAUGCAUAUUAAUGUAGUAUUAAAUAUUAUAUAUUUAUAAGAGUAGCAAUUUUACGACUUUUUUCAGGUACAGUACUCGUAUUGAUACAUGAGAAACUUGCAAUUAGUGAAUAGUAUACCUCAUCAUGGCCAAAACAAGUGAAAGAGGGGCAUUUAGAGAAUCAGAUACAUGCUUAAAAUUAAUGACAGAGGUGUGUAUGACAAUUAAAAUGCUGAAUUUUUAUGGAGCUGAUGGGAUGAAGUUGAUACACAUGGAUCUUGAAAAACAUCCAUACUGUACUGUACUUAGUGGUGCAUUGUGUUAAGGCUUUGUUUACAUUAUUCCAAUCUUAUUAAACCCCUUACACUGCUCCAAUCACCAAAUACCAUUUUUUAUCACUCAAUUUGUUAACUUCUCAACAUGCACAUCUCGAUGUAGUACUUUUAAAAAGAGCUACACCAUUUAGGGGUUAGGAGUAUGAGAAGGAUAUUAUUAAUAUAUAAUUUUAUGAAAAUGGAGAUUACACAUGGAUGGGAAAUAGGACUACAUCAAUCAAUCCUAUUUCUUACAAGAAGUUAAGUCACUUUAAUUAAAACUAAACUUAAUCUACAAAGCUAUUUAAAUUUAUUGCCAUUAGCAACAAUAAAAGCCUUAAAAUUAAAGAAAUCUUUAUUUCCUUUUACAAAAUAACAAAUGAUUUUAUGUAUAAAAUACAGAUCUAGUCUACUUCAUGAAAGACUAAAUGUACACAACAAUUCACAACCUGCAAUGGUCAAUGUGUACUGAAUACACAAGGUGUUGAGAAUUCUAUAAAAAGAUGAGCAUGGAUUAUUAAUAGCUAAAAAGACACUAAUGGUGUGCAUACUCCAGAUCAAUUCAUUCAAAAUUCAACCAUUUCAUUAUUUCAUCAAUAAAAAGUAAAAAUAUGGCCUAUAACACAAUUGCAUAUACUGUAUAACAACUGUUCACUAAAUAUGAAAUAUCUAUUACGUGUGUGUGCAUGUGUGUGUUGGUGUCUGCCUACCUGUCUGUUUGUAUCUGCACAUGUGUUUGUGUUGGGGGGAAAGGGGUGAGAUGGUAAGGAAAAAUUAAGAAAAAUGUAGAGACAGUAAAGAAAAUAACAGGUAAACAGAAAGAGGUCUGAGUAAACAAAGACACUGAAAGAAGUGUGCAUAAAUGUUCUCAUAUGACACAUAUUUUCCAACUGUCUUGGUGGACCUAUCUGUGAGCAGACAUUAUUUAUAUUCUAUCUUAAAGGAGGUCUGGUGGGAACACCAUUCUAGCAAAAAAGUGAUACAAAUAAUUUGUAUCAUAACAAAUGCACCACAAAGGAAUAACUUUUAAUGGCUGAAGUAAUUAUCUUAGAUUUCAGUAACAAUGCCAUAUUUAAUCCUAUGUAUACAAUUACAAAUGAUUAAAUGCAAACUUUAAAAUUCACAAAACAAAAUUAAAUCAAGUACUGUACCUCACAUAUCCUAAAGUAUGUUAUAAUACUGAUCAAAAUGACUUAAAGGUCUGUGUUUCAUCAUUGUGUAAUUGUAAGCAUAGUUAGUUGUACGCCAAUUUUCUAGUUACAUAAUAUUUAUCACAUUACAACACUUAUGGCCAACUGUAAGCUAUAGCUCAUGUUUUGUCUGUCUACAAAGCAAAGCUAUAGCAUUUCCAAACGCAAGAAUUUCUGGAAAGUUAAUCUCAAAGAAGUAAACUAUAAACCUUAAGAAAUAACAACUGAGAGCCUGCAAUAUA